AUGGAAUCACUGGAAACCAUCAACCCGUUUACACUGGCACCAUGGGAAGCACGCGUGCAGACUGAUGAGCCCAUCUCGGAGGGGUCAACUGUACCAGGCGGGUCAAUGCAGAUCGCAUUCAGCAGCUCGGCGCGGAAUGAGCUGGUCGGGUUUGGUGUGGCGAUCGAGAAACAACCACCACGCUAUCGGAAAGUGAGACGGAAGACCUUGUCCGUCACGUUGAGUGCGAGAACAGAGCAAAAUCCAUUUUCCGCGGAGCUGGCGGCAAUAGUGCAUACACUGAAGACACUCGUGGGAUUGAAAGACUUUAGGAUCACACUGAUCACGAGAAACAAAGUGGCGACUCUUACGUUGAAGAACCCGCGACAACAGUCGGGUCAGGGAUUUGUCUUCCAAACCUACAAGCUGAUAAGCAGAUUGCAGAGGCAUAGAAAUCAGAUCAGCGUUCGGUGGAUCCCCACCAGCGAGGACAACAACCUACUAGGACUGGCGAAAGAACAGGCCAGAGCCGCAACACAAGAAGACACCAUCCUUCAAGGACAGGUCCCCAAAAUGAAAUCGACGACUCUAAAGAUUGCGCGUGCCCAAGCAAUCCCCAGUAGUAAGCUGCCCGAGAACAUAGGGAGACAUUCCAGACGAGUGGAUACAGCACUUCCAGGGAAACACACGCGACAGCUGUAUGAGCGAUUAUCGUGGAAAGAAGCGAGCGUGCUGGCCCAGCUCCGCACCGGCAUGGCAAGGCUCAAUGGAUAUCUCUUUCGAAUCAAUGCCGCCGAGACAGAUCAAUGUGCAUGUGGACAAGCAAGAGAGACGGUGGACCACUUUCUGUUUCGAUGUCGGAAGUGGACCGCGCACCGGACGGAAAUGCUGCAAUGUACCCACACUCACCGAAGUAAUAUCUCCUUCUUCUUGGGUGGAAAAUCGCCCUCCGAUGACCAGAAGUGGACGCCCAAUUUGGAUGCAGUGCGAGCCUCAAUACGGUUUGCCAUCGCUACGGGCCGACUUGAGGCCACUUAA
Penicillium antarcticum is the source of this 1017-nucleotide messenger RNA. RefSeq lists its product as uncharacterized. NCBI's taxonomy places the organism in Eukaryota, Fungi, Ascomycota, Eurotiomycetes, Eurotiales, Aspergillaceae. The transcript has a single exon. The coding region runs from base 1 to 1017 and encodes 338 amino acids. Gene Ontology annotation, molecular function: nucleic acid binding. The record is from RefSeq and is a predicted model, not a curated record.